AUGAAUUAUCAACGUUUUUUUAAUCAAAAUUCAUUACUACCUAGUUGGCAUAAAUAUUACGACCCAAUAUAUUCUGUAACAGCUGACUGUGUACUUGAAUGGCCUGAUCCAGAUAACUGUAAUGAGUUCCCUGUUAUUUGUCCGGUUCAUGGAAUAUGGAGUAGAUGGUGUGUACAACCUGAUAAAGGCAUAUGCACAUGUAAAACAGACUCAAAAUCUGAUACAAGUAAGGAUAAAUCUGCCGGUGAUAAACCAGACAGGAAUAUUCAAGAAAUAUUAAGAAAAAUAUGGGAUGGUGAGCUACCAGGUUAUUUAACUAAUCUAAAUAGUGGAGGUGCUUCGGAUCCAGUUGAAAAACGUCAUGCAUGCUUUACAGGUGCACAGCUUAGAUUAACACCUCGACGUCCUGUUAUUGUAAACAGUCAUUCAGUUCGAGCACUGUCAUUAUCUAAACAAAGGAAACCUAAAAUAUCCAUUAAUCGUGUACCAUUGACAAUUGUCUAUGCCUAUCUUGCUGAUAUGGAACUUUACAAGGAAUGGUGCGCCCUAUUCCGUCAUCAACUGCGUCAUACUUUCCCUGAAGACUUAAACUUCAGAGAAGUUUAUCGAGAAGAAAAUAUUUAUCGUAAACAAAAUUGUAGUGGAAUACUAGUGAAUGUUUUUCCAAAUAAAAAAUGUUACGUAACACAUAUGGAUUAUAGUAAAUUUGUGAUACGUCCAAAUAUACAUUAUGGUGAUCAGAUUCUAGAAUUAAAACAUUGCGUUUUAGAAGAAAUAGACGAACCGUUUCCUACAACUGCACGAUCUGCUCAAACGAAUGAUGUAUUUCAUCUUAGAACGAGACCAUGUCCGUUCUUAAAAUAUUUCGUUAUCAAUGUUGGUCAGUGUCCAGUUAUCAAUGAGUUGACAAUGAUUAGAGAAAAGCGUAAUGCUAUAAACAGUUAUUAUGAUUUAGGCUUACAAAUACACAAUGGAUGUAUUACAGCUGUAGCUGUUAAUUCACCAGCUAAAGAGGCUGGUUUACAACCAGAUCAACAAAUAGUUGAAGUUAAUGGUCAUUUUGUUAUUGAUCAUUCAGAUAUACAAAUAAUUAGUUUAAUACGUCAAAUUCUAUCUAACCGUAAAACACACUCGGUUGGACUACUAGUAAUACCACGAAGAAUACAUGAACAUUUACAGACAGUUAACAAUUUGCAUCAAGUUAUAUCAAAUCAAGGAUUCCAUAUGGGAUCUUGGGUUAAUGCUGUACCGUUUGGUUUACGGUAUGUUGAUAUAGUUGUUUUUAAUUACAAUUUACAAUAUAUACCACUAGUAUAG
This is a messenger RNA of Trichobilharzia szidati, 1317 nucleotides long. NCBI's taxonomy places the organism in Eukaryota, Metazoa, Platyhelminthes, Trematoda, Strigeidida, Schistosomatidae. The record is from the annotation of a GenBank genome assembly.